Messenger RNA from Necator americanus (New World hookworm), 246 nucleotides. RefSeq lists its product as uncharacterized. The record is from RefSeq and is a predicted model, not a curated record. The transcript has a single exon. Bases 1 to 246 code for a protein of 81 amino acids. Lineage: Eukaryota; Metazoa; Nematoda; Chromadorea; Rhabditida; Ancylostomatidae.
AUGCUACGAACGCCAGUGCCCACAACCUGGAAUCCCGUAGAAGAUUGGAUACCUGGAGCGAACUUUCUUCGGAACGGCUAUCGCAAGAAGACCAGGCUGGGCAGCUAUCCCUUUACCUACGACCACGGGCUCGUCAAGGAAAUGACAGAUCCAUGGAUGAAGGGAAAUCUUCCAGUAGACUUGGUUGGGUUCAGCGACGUACUUAUUUACUACUACAUCACCAACGUAACGCAAAGGAGGACCUAG